This is a messenger RNA of Caenorhabditis auriculariae, 796 nucleotides long. Lineage: Eukaryota; Metazoa; Nematoda; Chromadorea; Rhabditida; Rhabditidae. The record is from the annotation of a GenBank genome assembly.
AUGUCUUUCAAUAUAAUCGAAGCAACAAAAGACCAUGCUACGGGAAUUUUGGGUCUCAUAAAGGUUUAUAUACUUGUUAAAAUCAACUGUUGAAAACGCCGAGUUUAAGGAGCUGGCAGAGUAUGAAAAAAUGGCCGAUCAAGUAAAAGUCACUGAAGAGCAGCUGGCAAAUGACUUGGAGAAUAAGGCUGUUUUAGGUUUCUACCAAUUACUUUUCUGAAAAAAAUAGUUCGAAUUUGCAGGUUAUGUCGCUGAAAAAAACGGGAACUUAGUGGGAAUGCUCCUGUUUUAUUAUGCUUAUUCAACCUGGCAAGGACAGGUAGAGGGAAUUUUACGAUGGAACUUUAACUUUUUUACAGUACAUUCACAUGGAAGAUUUGUACAUUCGUGAGAGUUUCCGACGAUCUGGACUGGGAAGGCUUCUUUGGAGAAAAUUAGCUCAGGUAGUGUUUUGAAUGAGAAAGAUGUUGGUUAGGCUGCUAAAAAUAUUCCAAUUUGGAAUUUAAAAAAUGAAAAAUUUCCCUCUUUAUACACAAUUAUUAUAAUCAUAAACUUUUUUUACAGAACGCGAGAGAAAAAAAUUUCGAGGUUACAGUGGAAUGUUCUAGGUUGGAACAAAACGGCCAUCAGUUUCUAUGACACGGUAAAUUAUCUCAAAAAAAUAUCUAUAAAAAAAUCUUCAGGCAGACUAUGUAAAUCUGACAAAAAUCCGAAGGGUGGCUCACUUUUUCGAAUGACGGAGGAGCAGAUCGACAAACUCGCCUCGUCGCCCAGUAAAAGUUCCGAUUCAGCGUAA